Aethina tumida (small hive beetle) is the source of this 467-nucleotide messenger RNA. RefSeq names its product calmodulin-like. Gene Ontology annotation, cellular component: myosin II complex. Gene Ontology annotation, molecular function: calcium ion binding. The coding region runs from base 1 to 450 and encodes 149 amino acids. The transcript has a single exon. NCBI's taxonomy places the organism in Eukaryota, Metazoa, Arthropoda, Insecta, Coleoptera, Nitidulidae. The record is from RefSeq and is a predicted model, not a curated record.
AUGGAAGCCCUAACGGAGCAACAAAUUGCCGACUACAAAGAAGCCUUUUCGGUCUACGACGAAGCCCUCACUGGCAAGAUUCCAAUCACCGACAUCGGCAACGUGGCCAGGUGUCUGGGUUUCAACCCAAGCGAGGCGCAAAUCCAGGAAAUAAUCGAGGAGGACGAGGAAAGAACCCAAAUCGACUUCGAACAGUUUUUGGAUAUAAUGCGGACCAAAUUUGAUUACGAGGAGUCGGAUGAGGAGUUACGUGAUGCUUUGCAAGUCCUUGAUGUAAAUGGUAACGGUUUUAUGCUGGCUGAGGAGCUGAAACAUCUUAUGACAAAUUUAGGGGAAAAACUGACUGAGGAGGAGGUCGACACGGUGAUCAAAGAGACUGACAUUAACGGAGAUGGUGAAAUCGAUCACGAGGAGUUCAUCGCCAUUUUGAUGGGCAACUAUUUCCAAUAAAUUGUUAUUAACAGUUA